UUUUCUCUUAAUAAAAAAAAAAACAUUUUUUUCUUCUUAAUGGUCAAGGAUAGUGGCAGCAGGCUUUCACUCUCCUGAAAUCUUGUUAACAUGGUGGCCCCUGAAAUUAAGGCGCGUUCAUAGUUUGUCAUUACUCACUAUUACUACAGCGUUUUAUUUCACAGUUCACACACAUCUUCACUGAUGUGCAUUGUGCCACUUUCCCUAAUAUUGGAAACUUUUCAACACCCCCGCAUCAGAUCUUGAUCCCAAACCAAUUCAAGUAGGCAACAAAACAACGUGUGUACGAUGAAACCCACUUUAAGAUUCAUCGUUUUCCUCCUCACCCUUCUCCUGGUACUGAGGUUUAACGUUGCCACAGAGGUUAAGGAUGAGUUGGAGGAAUUGUUAGCAGUGGACGAGGAAGUAGAACGGGAAGCCGAAAAGGGUGGCGAGAAAUUAUCCGAAGCAGAGGUUUUGAGCAAAGCCCAAAGGAUCGUAAUUGAGCUCAAGAACGAGAACACAGAGAGGGUUGUGAAUGGGAACGAGUUUGUUCUUGUUCUGGGGUAUGCACCUUGGUGUCCAAGGAGUGCUGAGCUAAUGCCCCAUUUUGCAGAGGCUGCAACUUCUCUCAAGGAAUUGGGAAACCCUCUUAUUAUGGCCAAACUUGAUGCUGACAGGUAUCCCAAGCCAGCUUCUUUCCUUGGUGUCAAAGGCUUCCCCACUUUGCUUCUCUUUGUCAAUGGCACCUCUCAGCCCUACUCUGGCGGUUUCACAGCAGAUGAUAUAGUGAUAUGGGCACAAAAAAAGACUAGUACUCCUGUCAUUCGGAUAAGUUCAGUGGCAGAAGCAGAAAAGUUUCUGACAAAGUAUCAAACAUUUCUUAUUGGUCGGUUUGAAAAUUUUGAGGGACCUGAUUAUGAAGAAUUUGUGAGUGCUGCAAAGUCUGAUAAUGAAAUCCAGUUUGUGGAAACGAGUCAGGUAGAGCUUGCUCAAGUUCUUUAUCCAGAUAUCAAGCCUACCGAUCGUUUUCUUGGAAUUGUUAAGAGUGAACCCGAAAGAUACAGUGCUUAUGAUGGAGCUUUCAUACUGAAUAAAAUACUGGAAUUUGUAGACUACAACAAGUUUCCAUUAGUUACAAAGCUGACUGAAAUGAAUUCUGUCAGAGUCUACUCCAGUCCCAUCAAGCUUCAGGUUUUAGUCUUUGCAAACAUUGAUGACUUCAAGAAUCUUCUUGAUACUCUUCAAGAUGUUGCAAAAACAUUCAAGUCAAAGAUAAUGUUUAUAUAUGUGGAUAUUAAUGACGAGAACCUUGCAAAGCCCUUCUUAACAUUGUUUGGUCUUGAGGAAUCAAAAAAUACUGUGGUAGGCGCGUUUGAUAAUUCAAUGAGCUCAAAAUAUUUGUUGGAGUCAAAACCAACACAAAUCAAUAUUGAAGAGUUCUGCAAUAAUCUCAUGCAAGGUUCUUUGUCGCCAUACUUCAAGUCACAGCCAAUUCCAGAUAACACAGAAGCAAGUGUUCGUGCUAUUGUCGGGAAAACAUUUGAUGAUGAAAUCUUGAGCAGCAAGAAGGAUGUGCUCUUGGAGGUAUUUACGCCUUGGUGUAUGAACUGUGAGGCCACAAGCAAGCAAGUAGAGAAGUUGGCAAAGCACUACAAAGGAUCAAGUAAUCUAAUAUUUGCAAGGACAGAUGCUUCAGCAAAUGAACAUCCAAAACUGCAAGUGAAUGACUACCCCACGCUUCUAUUUUACAGAGCAGAUGAUAAGGCAAACCCGAUCAAACUUUCUACAAAAUCUAGUUUGAAAGAGUUGGCUGCAUCCAUCAACAAAUAUCUAAAAGUCAAGAAUCAAGUACUCAAAGAUGAGUUAUAGAACAUAUCAAAAAAGUUUUGGGAGAAAAACACUUAACCAUCUAGAAAGUAAACAUUAUGGAAAGAAACAAAUACUAUGAUUGUCUUGCGUAAGCAUUUUCUAAUUUUUAUAACCCUUUUAUGGUGGUCCAAAUAUAUGAUAAUCUAUUAUUUGGAUUAGCUUACUGCUAAAUCGCGAAAAGCUAGGCAAAUUAACAGCAUGUAAUGAAAUAGAUAACAUGUUUGAGAUAUCAAACAUUGUAGCGAUCAUCAUUUGCAUCUCAUAGAAAACCUGCAAAUCACAGGCUUAAAGUUGA
Glycine soja is the source of this 2146-nucleotide messenger RNA. RefSeq names its product protein disulfide isomerase-like 1-6. Gene Ontology annotation, molecular function: protein disulfide isomerase activity. Lineage: Eukaryota; Viridiplantae; Streptophyta; Magnoliopsida; Fabales; Fabaceae. Gene Ontology annotation, cellular component: endoplasmic reticulum. Gene Ontology annotation, biological process: protein folding; response to endoplasmic reticulum stress. The transcript is spliced from 12 exons. The record is from RefSeq and is a predicted model, not a curated record. The coding region runs from base 289 to 1851 and encodes 520 amino acids.